Strongylocentrotus purpuratus (purple sea urchin) is the source of this 7171-nucleotide messenger RNA. Its product is annotated as microtubule-associated serine/threonine-protein kinase 2-like. Bases 1 to 1782 code for a protein of 593 amino acids. The record is from RefSeq and is a predicted model, not a curated record. The transcript has 5 exons. Gene Ontology annotation, biological process: protein localization to plasma membrane. Gene Ontology annotation, molecular function: protein-membrane adaptor activity; signaling receptor binding. NCBI's taxonomy places the organism in Eukaryota, Metazoa, Echinodermata, Echinoidea, Camarodonta, Strongylocentrotidae. Gene Ontology annotation, cellular component: apical plasma membrane.
AUGUAUUUAAAGCACAUGACAAUGGAACUGCCAAAGGGCAACAGCUCCACAAUAAUUCCAGCUAUCAUAAAGAUAUUCUUGGGAAUAGUAGGUAAUUUUCUACCAUACUUGUUCUUUAUCCACCGACCAUGGAAUCGUAGGGAUAUCGCUCGGCUAUCGAGACGUUUCUCAGCCAGCUUUGCCACCGAUGAUCACGGCUCUUUAUCCAUUUAUCGAAAUAUUUUGAGAGACAGGACUGCCAAUGCCAAGGCCGCUGAGCAUUCUGACGCCUCCUCCACCUCCCCCUGUACCCCGCCCCACGACUCCUCCCCUCGGUCCCGCCGUCGGACCGGCAUCGCCCACAAGCCGCCCCUCCGGGAGGUCCUCCCUCGCUUCUCCAUCUCGUUUGACGAGGACAGCCCGUUGGCAUCGUCACUGGAGUCUCAGGGUUCUCUAGGGUCGUCAGGGUUCCUAGGUGCAGGAGACGGGAAGCACAUAGGCUCCUCCUCUGAGAGACAGAGUAGAACGGUUGUCAAGUCGGCAUCAUCUAGUAUGCUGUCUCUUAUCAUACCAUCAGAUGAGCUUCAUGUGCCAUCACCCAUCAACUCCCCAGGAGGAGAAUCAAGCAGCUCCAGAGACGAUUCUCCGUCUAGGGAUCCAUCCAUGAGUAGCAUGAAGUCACCCAUCGUCAUCAAGAAGCCUCCGCGAAGGAAGACCAUGGGAUUCCAUAUGCAGGCUAUCAAGGUCUACCUAGGAGAGUCCAACAUAUACACACUGCAUCAUCUAGUUAGGCAUGUUGAGGAAGGAAGUCCCGCGUACGAAGCCGGCUUGCGACCCGGGGACCUCGUCACUCACAUCAACAACGCUCCAGUAGAAGGCUUGAUCCAUCGUGAGAUAGUAGAACUUAUCAUGAGUGACACACAGGUUGUGAUCCAUGCCGUACCCAUGGUCAAGACAACCAUUCAGACAUGUGGACGAAGGAAUACAACGUCCAGUAAGAUGGCCAGGAGAAAGAAGCCCAAGCGUAAAAGGGACUCCGUAGAGCGAAGGCGGCGCAGUGCAGUAUUCAGAAGGUCGAGUUUGAAACGGGCAUCGACAGAUGGAAGCAGGGCUAGCUUAGCAGCAUUAGGCAGGCAGGGAGGGACGGAUACAUCUCCUCGGUCGCCGACAUCGCGGUCACCACGUUCCCCUCCCAUGUUUCACAUACCUAGUGAACAUUCAAGCAGCACACCGUUGACAUCGUCACCCAACAGUUCUCCAUCAUCGAGCUGCCCUAACUCACCCGCUGGACACUACACAUCAUCCAGACCCAGCACACUGCAAGGUCUGGCUCAUAAACUACCCUUCUCAUUCAGACCUGGAGGGAACCGUAGGAAGUCAGUCGGUCACAUCCCACUGUCCCCUCUAGCCAGGACCCCCAACCAGUCACCAGCCCCUAAAUCCCCUGUUCGUAGCCCCAGCCCUCUGGCUGUGGUGACCAGUCUUGGGCAUUCUCCUGGAAGCUCCAACACCACCCAGUCUUACCCCGCCCACAUGCUGAGCAGCCCCACCCUGGCUGCCCCUAUGAAGGUCAAGACCAAGAAGUACAUGCGCUCUAGGAACCUUGAGACUCCGCCGUCACCGCUCCUCAGAAGGGCUCUCUCACCAGACCAUGAAAAGACCAUGGACAUGUUUGAUGUUCAGCUCAGACCUCGAGCGGACUCAGCUUGUGAUGCUCUCUCAAGGGAAGAGAGAAGUCUCAAGAGAUUAGGCAUCUUCGGCAAAGAGAGGGUCGCUGAGAGAAAAUCUACAGGGUCCACUUGAGAUCAAUCUUGAUCAUGUGUGUAGAAAUGCAAAGUAUUCAGUCUGCUAUAUAUGUAUAUUUGACAGUUUUUGGAUAUGAUGGUCUUUGGUUUCACAGUGUCUGAACGGAAGACUCUCAAGCACAUGCCAUGCUGUGUUAUGUGAGACAGCUUUAAGAUACAACCAUGGAUGGUUUCGUCUUGGUAAUCAAGACCAGAUUUAUUUUGCUGAAACAAAUUGAUAAACAUAAGAGCAUUGCAAUUUACCAAAAGUUGAUUAGAAAGUACUUUGAGUCAUCAUUAAUUCUUUAUUCUUUGCUAUUGUGCCUGUAUGUUUUGCCAAAGAUGCUGAAAUAAGAAAUAGAUAAUGAUGCUGACAUAGCUGGAGUGAUAGCAUUCAUCAACAACCUCACUAGCUCUUUUUUGGUCCACUUUAGUCCAUACUGUAGACUGCCAUUUCAGCAUAUGGUACGCACACACUGUAUGUGUGUCAAAAGUUGACUGUGGCAAUUUGAAUAGUCGACCAAAGCAAGGAAGGGUUACAGUCUGUGGAAUUAACAUGACAGUAAACAGAUAGUCGGUCUAAAUAGAGAUACAAGAUGCACCAUGUACAUGAAUGCAUAGACAAGUUGGAUACAUACAUGUUAGGAUUAUAAUAUGAGGAUAAAAUGGUUGCAAAAUGAAGUAGUGAUUUUGACAUAGAAAUUUGAACGAAUCAUUUACAAUAAGAACAAAUGCCACAUACGCAUCAAAGACAAAAGACACACAAAGGAGGGAGCAUUGGCAUUUUAAAUUCCUGCUACCUGUAUUAUUUCUUUAUGAAGGACUUUAAAUUUUAAAGUAACAGCAUUAUAGUAUACUUGGAGUGUAAUUUUGGGGUGAAAAGUUGUAAGUUGAACAAUUUUCAUCAUUAGAUUUCAUUUUGGCAAGAUGUGAGGAUUUUAGAAGUCUUGUGAUGAAAAAUGUGAGAUGUCAAACCGCAAUGCACUACACUUUUUGUCAGCAUUAAUUUAAUUCUAAUUCAACAUUUAAUUUUUUUUUUCAUUAAUGUUCUCUAUUGCCUUUGAUGAAGAAAAAAUAAGUUUAAAACAACAUUUGUGCUAUUGACAGUAUUAUUGAUUUAACAAAUUUUAUUUUUCAUUUGAAUGAUAUACAAAGAAAAAGUCUGGCCUUGCAUGUUGAUGAAUUAUCAAAACAGAGUGGUGCAUUUAAAGCUAACAUUUCCUGAUUAGUUACAAUUAGAAUUAUUAAUACCUGCACAAUCUUGCACAAUUAACAAGUAGUAAAGUGAAGACGAUACUGUCAUUUGCAAGAAAAAUACCUUGAUGUUGCAUAUUAGUAACAUGAUUUUAUGAUCAUGAGUAACAAGGUACAUGUAAAUGGAAUUAUCGGACAAAGCAGGUGUGCAGGUAUUAUGAUUUCUAGUUUGUUGAAUAAAUUUGAGAGUUAAUUUAUCUUAUUUCAUGUCCAAUGAAAUGAUUUUGCAAUGCUCAUAAUUUCCUUCCACUAAGGACUGGAAUAACUAAUUUCAUUCAAAUGCUAAACUGCCUUGUGAAGAAACAAAUUGUUUGUUUUUUCGUAAUUCUGUAGCGCAAAUGGUUUAAGUUGCACGGAAAGCUACUGUGAAGUGAAAUUGAUUUGGUAAAAAGAAAAGAAAAAAAUUGGUUCGUUGCUUUUCAUUAAUUUGAAAAUGAAAUUUAAAUAUAGAAAUUUAUUGAGAUAUGAAUAAGUUUGCAUUCAUUCACUGAAAUGAAAUACAUUAUACAUAAAUCUCUUGAUAUUGUUAGUGUCCAAUUAAUUGUCAAUCCAAUUUACUGACUUGGGUAAACACGCACUAUUAAUUUCCUUUUUGUAAGCCAUCUGUUUUGUCUUUCAAAGUGUGUUUAAUAUACAGACAAUGUUAGCACAGUAUUUUGACAUGCUUUGUUGCUGUAGAAAUAAUUCUGUACAAAACUACAAAUACAUUCCUGAGGUAUAUAGACAGAGCAGAUUGAUUUUGUGAGAGGGAGAUAACUUCUUGAAUUUGUUACUUCAAAGUAAGCCUUCAAUUUGGUACACAACGUUGUGAAAGAAAAACAUUUCAAUAACUCUCCAGCCGAAGCUCCAGGCAGGCGUAAGGGACAGCUAUCGCUGCGCUGAGUAAAGAUUUAAACCCGAAUAUGGGAAACAUUUAGGUCUUCUAAAAGGGCCCAGGUGUUUGAACAUUUUCACAUCAUUUUGUUGGUGUAGAUUGUAUUUCAUGUAGGAUGAUUUCUUGCAGAUUAUAUUUUCAGACUACACAUCAUUGUGUAUCUAUCUUCUACUUUAAAAAAAAGAUGAAGUUUUCUGUGUAUUUCAGACUUCUUGCAUCAAAAAUAGAUUCAUCAGACGUUAUCUCCUUCUAACACUGCACUCAAUACGACGCUCUUUAUUUUAUGUUAAGAACAAAUAUAUCAUAAUGUACAGCUGAUAUCACAUGUAUAACAUGCCACAGUCUGUGUUUAUUUCUCCAAGUGCACUCUGUAAAUAAUUGGCUUGAGAAAGAGAGAGAGAAAGAGCGAGUGCACCUGCUUGCGUGUACAAUCUCUAUCAGAUUCUAUUCUAUCUUCGAAAAGAUAGAUUUUUAAAUUUGUACUAUUUCUUCUAUCAAAGCUUUUCUAUCAAAAUCUAAAUAUAUUCCUAUAUAAAAGUGUCUUGAAACAGUGUCAGAGUUUAUUCAUAUCAGCAUAUUACAUUGUUGUGGUAGUUGUAGUAGUGUUUGUGUGAAAUAUGAACUUGAGUUAAUGGGAGGGGUACAGUGGGUGGGAGGGGGCAGGAGGGGGCAGAACGAUGAGGUGCUAAAAAAACCUUGAGAUUCAAUAACAAAACUAAAAGUUCUUUAAUUUUCCCAAACCAUGUCACUGUAACUUAAUGAUGUGAUCAUUAUCAGUUGCACAAUGUAGUCACUGGUCCGCUCUUUCCUUUUCGUUUGAAGUCUACGAUGUAUAUCAACAGAGAAUUUAGAACAUGGACAGUGCUCAUUCCUUGUGGUAUUGAAGUAUCAGGUCUUUAUUCCUGUAAACAAAACAAAAUCUGAGUAAUGCACAUUUAAUUUUUCACCAAAGAUAUCACACGAUUCGGUCACAUAAAAGAUUUUCCUCCUACCCUGUUUAUCUGUUGUCUCUAUCCCAGUGAGGUUAAUGUUUAUUGGGUUAAACAACAAUUCUGUAAUACUUGUAUCAUCACCUAAAGGCACAAUCAUAGACUUCAAAUGAAAACGAAAGCAUUGUGACAUAUAAAAGUGGACAACUUCCAACUCUUGUAUUGUCUGGAAAAAAGAGCCAUAUAAUCCAAUAAUUAGUAUUUAUAGUUAUUCUACACCUUUUUUUAUUCUGUUAAAUACCUGGUGUGAGAUGUACUUCAUUAGUAUCAUUUCACCAUCAUGAAUCUAAGAUGGGGGAAAACAAAGAAGGUUCUUUACCACUUGACGUCUUCAUGGGCUAUCUGUAGGAAUACAUCUACAUUCAUUGUGUAAAUACAUGAUUGAUCGCAAGAAUGAUGAUAAUAUAAAAUAGUGUGCUUUUAGUGGUGUGUGAGUAGCUGAUGCUCUGCUGAUGUUGCUAUACUGUGUGGUCUUGCUGUUAAAAACAAAUAUAUAUAUUUUGUCAUACUGAUUUAAAUUCUCUUGCUAGAUAUUUGAUGAGAAUUUGAGAGUGAAGUUAAUUCUUUCCUCUAUCCACCUGCUACUGUAAUUAUUUAAAAAACCAUGGCUUGAUUGAAUCAUGUCAGUAUCUUGAACCUGUGAUGUAAAUGAUCUUUAAUGUUCAGAAAGAAACACAAAUUUGUAAAUUUUGCACUGUAUUCUAAGAGUUACAAUUGAUCUGGAUGAAUUACAAAUCUACAAUGAUGGAUGAUCCUUGUCAUUCGAAAUAUUUGAUUUUACUUUUGAUUCCUUCAAGCAAAUCUAGUUGCUUUUUUUUCUUUUGAAUCCUUUCCUUUGAGCAUCUUACAGAAUGAAAGUGCCACAAGCCGAUGGCCGAAUGAUGGCAUUUAAUGCAUUGAAUUACGCUAUGAUUCCAGUCAGAUUAGUCACAUACCAGGCCUGAUAAUUUCCUGAUUAAAAUCGGGUUUCCCAUAUAUUUUUUUCCACCCGUUUUUUCCUCUUUUUUUUUUUCUUUCUUUUUUUUUUUCUUCAAAAAAGACCUUUUGCAUCAAAAUUUAAGAUAAUCUUUUUAUUUGCAAUGUAUAGCACCUGGAAUGUUUAAUGUGUAUUGUAUAUAUUUUCCGUGUAUAUGAUGCACAUACUAACUUUUUGCUCUAAUGUAUAGUGUAUUGGUAACGGUCACAUUAAGACAUGUCUAUUUCUCUACACGAUGCAUAUGUGAACAGCACUCUCAUUUUACCGAAGCCUGGCUCAAAAUCAUUAGAAAAUGCACAUUUCAUGCAAAUUUGAUAUCUUCUGUGAGGUAAGGCAUAACUAGUGUUAAAGUAAUGUUAUGAUAUGAAAGGCUGAACCUAGUUUGUGUAUAUUGAAGAGCAAAUGACAUUCUGACUGUACAAUAUGCAUACAACCUGUCAAUAUCCUACUAAAUUCCCAAAUUACAUUGGAUUUUUUUUUUAAAGUUAACAUUAUUUGAAUCUCCACUUAUCCAUGUUGUUGAUGGGUGUUAUUUUAUGAGGAACUAUUCACUUAAUUAAUGAAUGUUUUACUUAUCUUAUAUUUCUCAUCCCUUUGUUACUUGUCUAAUCUUAUACCCUCAUCCUAAUUCAUUUCUUCCUCUCAUACUCUUCCUUUUUCCUUUGUCAUCCAACAAAGAAGUUUAUUUUAUGUUGCUUAUAAUGAGAGUGACUUGUGGUUCAUAAUAAUGAUAUAAUUUGACAAUUCUGGAUUUACUAUAUUUUCUGUGAUGAGGGCUAUUAUGAGUGCAGGUCAGUACAUCGUGUAUUGUAUUCUAAUGCAGAGCAGUAGAAUUGAAGGAAAAUUAUAUUUUGAUCAAGUUUGUUUGGAUAAUGGUUUAAUACCAUUAUGUAUGUACCUUCAUUUCCUGAAAAAUAACUUAAGAUUAGAUAAAGGAAGGAUAAUGAUUGUGUGAACCUGUUCAGUGUCAGAUAUGAACGAAAAAGGCCUUUUAAAUGUGGAGAAAAAAUAUGAAUGAAUUUGUUCUUUGAUAGAUAGCCUAAAUGGAAUCAACUUAAGUGUGUGUAUAUAUAUGUAAACAAGAGCAAAGAAAAUUGUACAGAUCUAUUAUGAGCUACCUGUCUGUGUAGAUAAAAAAAGUACUAUUUGUCGCGUUGUGAUGCCUGUGUUUUUAUUUUUUGAAGUUAUACCUCGAUGUACAAAAUUUAUUAAAGAAACUUUGUGAAUGUACGCUGCUAUUGGGAGAAAAAAAAUGUGAGAAAAGAAAUAUCAGAAAACAUAAAUAAAGCAUGUCUAUGAGCUAUUACCGAGAUAA